AUUUCAUCUGUUUCCUCUUGGUCACUACCGUCAUUCUUAAUUUUCUGCCUAAUGUUUCUGUUUUUCUUUGUCUUAAAUUUAAUUUUUGUUUCAUUUUCUACUUCCGGAUAAGACAUAAUUGAAUACAACUAUUUUAUUCGCACUACUAUAGACUUUGUGACUUUGUUUUACUACUAAACUAUUAAUUUAGUUGAGUAUAGUAUUUUUAGUUAUCUUAGCAGAAAUGCCACAAAUCAAAACAAAAACAAGCUAGUGUUUUUAGAGAUGUGCAAGUGCAAUGAAAAUGUACUUCUAUCUGUUUCUUUAACAGGCGGAGAGAAAAAGACGGUAAUGGUAAUACACUCAGUGGCAGAGAACCGAAAGAAAACGCUAUUCACACAGCUGACUGAAAAAUAUUCCGGUCAAUCCCAUCGCAAAAAGUUGCCCACCGGACCGGCAAAUCACCUACUGCGCCUCUUGUUUUGUUUUGUAGUAAACAGUUUCAUUCAUCAUCCGUUUGUUUUGACACAUCAUUUCAAAAUCAAAUUAUUUUUUCAAAUUUCAGUUCAAAAACACAAAAAAAUGUCCAACGGCAACACAAACAAAUACAUCCAAGUAGCGGGAAGCACCGAAGGAAUCACCAGCAGCGACCAAGUGGUCCAGGACAUAUUGAACACCUUCACAGAUUUGAGGCACUAUUCCAGAGAAGUGGAAAACCAACUGAAAUCAGCCGAAAACCAAUCGGUAAAAGUUUACAUAAAAGAAAGCGAAAACAUUAGCAGUUUGCAUACGCAAAUUACAGCUUGCGACAAUAUAUUAGAACGCAUGGAGAAUAUGCUUUUGACAUUCCAAAACGAUCUGGGAAGUAUGGCAACCGAAAUCCUCACUUUACAACGGAAAUCGAUUUCAAUGAGUCAAGAACUAACCAACAGACAAGCGAUCAGGGGCCAACUGAGUCAAUUCAUUGACGAUAUCGGAGUGCCAGAGACUCUUAUUGUAGCCAUAAUGGACUCGCCAGUAACAGACAAAACAUUCCUAACUCAGUUGCAGCUUCUGAGCCACAAAAUUGGGUUCAUCAAAGAGCAAAGUUUCAAAGACACAAAAUCCUGCCAGGAUGUCAAAGACGUUUUGCAAAAGCUCCAAAUUAAAGCCAUGUCUAAAAUAAGAGUUUAUUUGCUAGAGCAAAUUUCGAAAUUUAGAAAACCUAUGACCAACUAUCAAAUUCCACAAAAUGCCUUAUUAAAAUACAAAGGACAUUAUGAGUUUUUACUAAAAAACGAACGCAAUACUGCUGAAGAAAUUUGCAAUGAAUAUGUUGAUACUAUGAGCAAAAUUUACUUUUCCUAUUUCAAGUCUUACGAAGGUAGGAUAAUGAAACUUUUAUAUGAAGAGAGUACCUCUAAGGACGAUUUGAUGGGUAUCGAGGAUACGGCCACUAGAAGUUUAUUUAACAAGAGUUUGAAACAUAAAGCUACAGUGUUUACUAUUGGCAGUAGAGGAGACGUAUUGGCACAGCAAUUGGAGGCCCCAAUUAUUGUGCCUCAUACAGAAGCAAAAAAUAAAUAUUCGUAUGAAGCCACAUUCAGAAGCAUUCAGUACGCCCUUGUGGAUAACGCUUGCCGAGAGUACCUGUUUGCCAGCGAAUAUUUUAUGGUUCAGAAUCAAGCCGCGAUGCAACUAUUUAACAAAAUUAUGGGAAGGACGCUGUUAUUGUUACUGAAAAAUAUUGAACAAUACAUGUCCACUUGUUACGAUUCCAUUGCCAUCUUUCUGUGUUUCCACUUGGUACUCCGUUACAAGAUUAUGUGUCACAAACGAUGCGUGCCAGCGCUGGACGAGUACUGGGACCAUUUAGAGCAAAUCCUCUUGCCUAGAUUUGAACGUAUCAUCAAAAACAACACUAAAAGCGUCAGAGAUUGUGACGUGUCCAAAUUUAAUUUGGAAAAAGGUCCACAUUAUAUCGCAAGAAGAUAUGCCGAAUUCAGCGCUGCCAUAGUUAGCAUAAGCGAAAAUUUCCCCAACCAAAUGAUUGCAAAACUACUAGCAGAACUCCAAGAAGAAGUGGAUAUGUUCAUUUUCCGUAUGGCUGGUGCAUUUUCUGACCGAAAAGACCAACUGAUUUUCCUCAUCAACAAUUACGACAUGAUUUUGAGCAUCAUUAUGGAACGCACUCGGGACAAUUGUAAAGAAGCGGAAACUUUCAAGUCCCGAUUGGCAGCGAAAAGUGGGGAGUACGCUGAACAGAUUUUAUUUCCGCACUUUGGCGAAAUGAUUCAAUAUGUCAAAGAGAGCGAACAUUAUUUCGAAACUUCCAAACUGAGCGAGUUGAAGCAAAUGGAAAGCAAAUCUAUGGAUAUAGUGCAAAACUUUUCACUGAAUUGGAAAAAAUCUUUGGAGGACUUGAACCGAGAAGUGCUUUUAUCGUUUCCCAAUUUAGUAACUGGAGCUAGUUUGUUGCAAUUGGCUUUGACGCAAUUGGUACAGUAUUAUCACAGGUUCCAUAAAUUGUUGCCGCCAAAUGUGAGAUCUCAAUUGGUUAAUAUCCAUCAUAUUAUGGUGGAAAUGAAAAAGUAUAAAACCAAUUUCUAAUUUGUUUGUUAACUUUUAUUGAAACUAAAUUUGUUGAUGAAUAUAUUAUUUUUUAUUUUUCGAAACGUUUAUUGGUGUUGGAUACACAGUGUUUUGUUAUAACAAUAACCAUUCAGCCAAGGGAAUUGAGUUGUUGGAAGAAGAGGGAAUCUGUAAUAAUUAUUAGUUGAUAAUAGGUGUCUAGAAGUCGAUUGAGGAAUAAACCCUUUCAUAUUUUUGUGGCUUAAAAAAUACCAAGGGAAUGAUACAAUGAUAAAGGUAAUAUAUCUUCGUACUCUAGAUUCUAUGGUUUGUAACUAAUAGAUUUCCAGUUAUUUGAAAAUAAAACUUCAAAAAAAGUAAAUUAUUAAAAAAGAAUUUUAAUACCACACACUAUUUUUUGUUGGCAACAAUAGUAUGUCUACGCAAUCACAAUUUGUCAUAAUUACUAGUGCAAAAAUACUAUUACUAGUUUUAUAUAUUUUUUUUAAUUUCAAUUAUUCAAUAUUCUUUGUUUUCUUUAUCAUUCAUUCAUUGAUCGAAUCAGAAUAAUUAUUAAUAUUAUAGACAAUAUCAUAUUAAUGUAUUAUUAUUUUUUUAAUAUGGGUAGGUGCCUACACUAUAUAAAUCAAAAUAAAAUAGUAUGUCAUAAUAAUAGAAUAUUGAUAUGGCUAAUUUAAUAAUAAAUAUACACAAACAUUUUUUUUUAAAGCUUACAAAAAAUUAGUAUUUACAAUAAUAAUAAAAUUUGGGCUAGUUUCUCAAUAGCAAGUUAUUCCCGAGUUCAGCAUAACACCAGGGUAAACAUAGCAACUGAAGUUGAAACCAACCUGAAGGUGACUCGCUAUUGAGAAACCGGCCCUAAGGAAUCUUUGUCAAAAUGGCACCGUUAAGAAAAAAAGCAAUCUAACAUAAGUUGAGCAAAUAAAGCUUAAAGUAAAUUAAGAAAUAAUGAGCCAAAGCUGAAAAAUAUUCACAACGAUUUUAAGAAAUCAUACAUUAUCGGUACUUGAAAGUAUUCCUAUCAUUUCCACACGCGCUCGCAAAUUAUUAUCGAGAAAUUAGGCACAGUCUCGUGACAUUUAUACAAAUACAGCUCUAAAAUAAAUGCUUACAUCCCUAAGAAGAUUUUUUUUGUGUGUGUAUCAUCUGUAUUACUAGAAUUGCUGCUCGGUCGUCAUUCCUAGCAACACAGAAUAUAGUCUGUCACAAUCGAUAACAAUGUUAAAAUAUAUUGGAAUCAGCCCCUGCUCUCUCCAUUAAUUAUUAUAAUAAUCGCCGGUACCAGCUAUUUUCUGAAUGUUAUAGAAAAUUGUCCAUAAACACCUGAACUUAUAUUUUAAUAAAUCAUUCUAGAAACUUGUAACAUAAAUACUAUUGUGUUGGUUUUAGUCCUUUCACAGCUUGUUCUCAUAUAUGUCAAUUAUGUCGGUAUUUUUUAAAAUUGAAUAUCUAGCGGCUUAUGUAAUAGUUAUUUAUAUUACUAGUACGGUAUGAGCUUCAUUACAGUAACGAGUGGGGAAUAUUGCCAAGACGAGGUCGUAGACCGAGUCGAAGUAAUCACACGAGUGGUGUAAUGAGCGUUACCGUACGUGUGAUAUACAACAUUUUAUGUACGACCCAGAUUUUUUUCAUAUAUUCGAAAUGGUUUUAAUUUUUCCCAAAAGAUUAUAUUUAUAAUUUUUUCAAUAAAAAUGAGCUCUCAUUACAUCACUGAGUGAUGUAAUGAGCUCAUUACAUCACUAAGCACGAUAAUGCAACUUAUUACGUAACUCAAAUAGACUAAAAUGAGUUACGUAAUAAGCUCUUACAGUGUAGGUCGUACAUAAAUAUAUUUUUAAUACGUGAAGGCCAGUGGCGUAGCUAAGCGUCGGCGACGUCGGCGGCUGCCGACGGCCUCGCGCCCUAAGGAGCCUCGCAAAAAAUAGGUUACCGAACCCUAAAAAUUGGCACUUUUUGAUUUCCCAAAAUAAAACGCAGAGAACAAAUAAACUUAAUUCUAUACGAAACUUCUAAAUCUCAUAGAAUUCACUGAAAAUUAUUAUUUCUACUGCAAAUUAACCUAGAAAUCUCAAAUCAUAUGGUUUUUAUUUUUUCGGUAGAUUCUCGGUAUUUCGAUAAACCGGUAAUUGUAACACUGUUCUUAUCACGUAUUGUUGGUUAAUUAAAUUAUUUAGCACUUUUCUCAACUGGUAGCCGAACCUCCAACCGAGACAUACGUACAGUAUUUCGCUAUAUUGUACAGGGUGUUUCCUCAUAUUUUGACCCCUAACUACAGCUCUAGCUAUACGAGGUGGAAAAAAACUUUAGGUAUGAAAGUUAUAGGGUCGUUUUCUCAAUAGCAAGUCAUCCCCGGGUUGAGGAUAACUCCAGGGUAAACAUAGCAACUGGACACGCUUACCCUGGAGUUAAAACCAACCCGGAGGUGACUGGUGACUCGCUAUUGAGAAACCAGCUCGUAGGUUUUUAUUUCUAUUAUCUUUUGCGAAUGUCAAAACAGGCAAAUGACAGGUGCCAACUGUCGCAAUGACAAACACUUGCAUUUUUCAAAUGGAACACCCUGAAUAUUUUUGGCUAGAAUGAUAGCUUUUUUUCUUCUGAUUCAGUGGCGGCUCAUGACUAUUUCAAGUGAGGAGGCUAAUUACAGUAUAGGAUUUCAUGAAAUUCCUCGGAAUUCCACUAAGAUUUCAAUUUCAAAAUUCCAUAUAUUUUUUUUAACUUGACUUAAAUUCAUCAAAAUUUUACCACUGAAAUAUCCUGGAAUUCCACAAAAUUUUCAUAAAAUUUUUUUGGAAUUUCAUGUAAUUUCUUAAAAAUGUCUCGGAAUUCACUAAAAUUUUAUGAGAAUAUCUACGUUCAUAACCGAAAUUUUCUCGAAAGUCCAAUGAAACUUCAAGGAAUUUUCAAAAUUUAAUUUAUUUUCAUAGGAAUUUUUCGGAAUUUCACUGAAAUUCUCUUUUAAUACCCAGGAAUUUCUGGGAAUAUUAAUGAAGUUUCAAGUAAUUUCUUAAAAAUUCAUCGAAAUAUAUUGAAAUUUCUUGUUAUUACAUGGUAAUUUUUCGGAAUAUCACCGAAAUUCCAUGUUUUUAGCUGGAAAUUCCUCGGCAUUAUUAAAAUUCAGUAAAAACUGAAAUUUCAUGUUAGGAAUUUCGGUGUAAUUUCUUAAUUGUUUAAAAUUCCUCCAUGUAAUUCAUUUAGGAUUUCGUGUAAUUCGAUCAAAAUUUCACUGAAAUUUCAAGUAAUUCGAGAGGAAUUAAAAUUUAAUGUGAAUUCUAUGAAAACUCCGCAAAAAUUUCACAUCUAAUUCCUUUUUCAGAAUAACAUAAUUAUUCUACUGAAAUUCCACUAAAUUAUGGAAUAGACCUGUCUCGCAUGAUUAGAAAAAGUGAGCUUAAUUGUAAUAAAUACAAGUUAGAAAGCAAUAGAGGAUGACAUGCGCGCGCAACUUGUAGGCUGCAGUGUAGCCAGAGCCAGAUUCUAUUGUUGCAGAACCAAAUGUAAACAAUACAAAUCGAACAGUAUGACAUUAAAGAAGUGAUAUAGUGUCGAGGGUUUUACAAUGCCUUAAAUCAGACAAAAGAAGAGCUUUAAAGUGGAUGACUAUCGUUUGCACUUUUAUUUUGAUAAAUGUUUCAUCCGGCAACAUCGCUCAAUGAAUAUAUGUCAAGUAUAAUCUAACAUAACCUUAAACGAAACUGCGGUGAGUGCAAGUAAUAUGUAAAGUAUUAGUUUGCUCUUUGUCAAAUUACACGUUACAAAGAAAGAAGGAACGAUUGAUUCUGAACUGGCUCCUGAAUUAGAAUAUGAGGCAAGCCUGUCACAAACUUGCUUCUCAUUGGACGCUCACCUGCAGCCUACAAGCGACGCGCGCAGUCCAGGUAAUAGGAGAUCGGUCUAUUCUGAGAUUUUAAUAUAUUUUUGGGGAUUCCAAAGGAUAUUUGGGAAUUUUAAAGGAAAUAUUUUUCAGAAAUGUCAAUGAUUGGGUUCAAAAUAACCUAUAAAUCGAGAUUUGAUAAAAACAUAUGGCAACGUUGCUCAUGAUACAACAAACGUCAAAAAAUUGAAAUUUUAAACCUUGGGUUUUUUUGACAAUCGAUACAAAAUGACGUCUUUUUGUUUCAAAGAUUACGGCCCAAAGGGCCGGAGUAUGAAAAAUCAGUUAACAAUGAACGGGUUCGUUCGGAUAAAACUUUUGUCGCACGACACUUUGGCAAUAUCGACAAAUGUCACCUGUCAAAUUUGACACAUGUUCGACUUUUUUUCCGCUCUGCUAUAAAAGCUACGAAAAUCAAGGCAGUUUCGCGACGCCAACUAUCGAUUUGUGUCAAAAAAAAAUUGACAGCUGUCAACGUCAAAAAAGUUUUUUUAUUUUUUUAUUUUGCGAAUUUCGAGAAAAAAAGUGAUAGAAAACCAUCCCCGGACCCCAAAAACCUUAAAUAAAAAUUCCAAAAAAAAAACCAACGAAAAUGACAUUCCAAAACCUACUUGAUAAAAAUAGAGUUUUUCUCACUUACCCCGUUAAAACACUGGCAAUUUUUGGUGGAAAAUGAAGAAAACUCAAAACCUCUUACUUUAAAUAGGUUUUUCCGACCAGAAAAGCUCUGGAAAAGCGGACAAAUGCAAAGAAAAACCUCUAAAAAUGACAUUCCAAAGCCUACUUAAUGAAAUUUGAGUUUUUGUCACUUACCCCAUUGGAAAACUGGGAAUUUUUAGUACAAAAUGUAGCAAAUUCAAAGCCUCGUAUUUCAAAUCGGGUUUCUUGACUGAAAACGACUUGGAAAAGUGGAAAAUUCUAGGAAAAACUGAACCACCCGUCAAGCCCCCUUCGGGCUCGCAUAUAACUCCGGCCCUUAAGGGCCGGAAUUACUGUAAAUGCAUUUUUAAACUUGAAUAGCGUAAAAACAGCUGAACCAAAUAUCAACAUAAGUAUAUGGUAUGUUUGGAAUCAGAAGAAAACGAUCUAUCAUUCUAGACAAAAAUAUACAGGGUGUUCCAUUUGAAAAAUGCAAGUGUUUGUCAUUGUGACAGUUGACACCUGUCAUUUGCCCAAUUUGACAUUCGAAAAAGAUAAUAGACAUAAAACCCUACACCUUUCAUAUUUAAAGUUUUUUUACACUUCAUAUAGCAUAAGCUGUAGGUAGGGGGUCAAAAUAUAAGGAAACACCCUGUACAUUCUACAGCAUUUUGAAAGUCUAUCCAGCAUUUGAUUUUGUACAGCAAACAGCAAACAUAAACAUACUAACAUACAGGGAUUCAGAAAUUAAUUAGGUUUCCUGAAAAAUUUCCUGAUUCCUACUAAAAAUUGUUGGUCCAUGUUCGCGUCAUACUGUAAUAAAUGAGAAAUUUAUUUUUGACUGUAGGAUUUUUAGCGGAAAAAUACCUAUUAAUAUUUUUGACUGAAAAUGACUAUCAAAUGAUAUGCCUGAAAAAGGUGGCGUGACACUCAAAAAAUGCUCGCCUUCCGCGGUUAUCUUUCGGUUCGGGGGGCCUGCCGGCAGCUACCCAUCCCUGUCUUAUAUCCAGUUUUUUGUCACAAAAAAUAUGACCACCCCUUCAUAAAAAGGGCCUCGCAAUUCGGAUGUCGCCGACGUCCACGUUUGGUUUAGCUACGCCGCUACGCCAGUGGUGAAGGCAAGACAAUCUUCACUGUUGGAUCAAUAAUGCCAGGUCUCAUUCAAAGGCUUGUUAAAUAUAAAUAGGUUUAACUGCAUUCUCCUCAGAAAAUAUUGUUGUUAGGAAAUUAGCUACUAUUACUGAUAAAUAAGCCUCUAAAGUAUAAUAAGUUUAUUAAGGAUGCAUGUGAGAUUAGGGGCUGAUUUUUGCUUAACGCUAAUGUUGUUUUGCCGCAUCUUUAGCAGCCAAAAUUAAAGGGGUUAAACUGGCC
Messenger RNA from Ceutorhynchus assimilis (cabbage seed weevil), 8431 nucleotides. NCBI's taxonomy places the organism in Eukaryota, Metazoa, Arthropoda, Insecta, Coleoptera, Curculionidae. The record is from the annotation of a GenBank genome assembly.